AACAAAAUGUUGUAUAUUCAUACAACAGAAUUACUGUUCAGCAAUUAAAAGAACAAGCUAUUGGUACAUGCCAUAACAUGAUGAACUUCAAAAGCAUUAUGCCAAGAAGCCAGAUGCAAAACACACUAUCAUAAUAUUCCAUUUAUAUUAAAUGUCUAGAAAUGACAAAAAAGUAGAAUUAGUGGUUGCCUAAAGCUGGAAGUGGGACAGGGAUUAACUGUAAAUGGGCACAAUGGUAUGUUUUGGUGGUGAUGAAAACGUUCUAACAUCAUAUUGUGGUGAUGACUGUGCAACUCUAAAAUUUUUUUAAAGGCCCCAGUCGUUAUGAAGUCCAACUUUCUACGCAAUGCAGGAAUCCCUUAGAGUGACUUAAUCUAAGGAAGGGCAUUGAGAAUAUACAUGUAUGCAUUUAAAUGUUAUCUACUGGGAAGGAGAGACUGAAAAAAGUGAAGUGAACAGGGAUAGGAUGAGAUUAUUCUGGUUUUAACCCGUUUUGUAGCUUUUAAUCUUCUAACCAUGUAAAUUGUACAUAAUUAUGUAACAAAACUAAAAUUUUAAAUGAAAUUCCUCAUUAUCAAAAGCAACUGUAGAUAGAGGAGGUCGUUAAGUCAUGUGAUGGCAGCUAUCAGAAAGACUUGUCUUUGACGCUGUCCCUGAAGGACAGCAGACAGCCCAGAGCCCUGCGACCCAAAGAACAGGGCACCCCAGAAACCGGGCGUGGAUAUUGAACCUGCGGGAGAAAGGGGUUCGUCAUGGCGGAUGACCUAAAGCAAUUCCUGUAUAAAAAAUUACCAAGCGUCAAAGGGCUCCAUGUUAUUGUUGUGUCAGAUAGAGAUGGGGUGCCUAUUAUUAAAGUAGCCAAUGACAAUGCUGCAGAGCAUGCUUUGAGACCUGGUUUCUUACCUACUUUUGCCCUUGCAACAGACCAAGGGAGCAAACUUGGACUUUCAAAAAAUAAAAGUAUCAUCUGUUACUCUAAUACUUUCCGGGUGGUUCAAUUCAAUCAUUUACCUUUGGUGGUGAGUUUCAUAGCCAGCAGCAAUACCAAUACAGGAUAGUCAGCCUAGAAAAGGAACUUGCUCCAUUAUUUGAAGAAUUCACACAAGUUGUGGAAGUUUCUUAAUCUGACU
This is a messenger RNA of Rhinolophus ferrumequinum (greater horseshoe bat), 1130 nucleotides long. RefSeq names its product ragulator complex protein LAMTOR3-like. Bases 753 to 1058 code for a protein of 101 amino acids. The transcript has a single exon. Gene Ontology annotation, biological process: positive regulation of TOR signaling; cellular response to amino acid stimulus. NCBI's taxonomy places the organism in Eukaryota, Metazoa, Chordata, Mammalia, Chiroptera, Rhinolophidae. The record is from RefSeq and is a predicted model, not a curated record. Gene Ontology annotation, cellular component: Ragulator complex.